Mauremys mutica (yellowpond turtle) is the source of this 1583-nucleotide messenger RNA. It is a transcript of the gene FAM180B, whose product is annotated as family with sequence similarity 180 member B. The transcript is spliced from 3 exons. NCBI's taxonomy places the organism in Eukaryota, Metazoa, Chordata, Testudines, Geoemydidae. The coding region runs from base 251 to 862 and encodes 203 amino acids. The record is from RefSeq and is a predicted model, not a curated record.
UUUAAGAAUUCUGCCAAAAAACAAACAACAAAGUCUUUAAGUUUCCAGAUUGCAAUGGAAAAUACCCUUUGGGAACAGAGAAUUCAACAGCCCUUCCCAGGACUGCAGUCAGAGAGAGAGAGAGAGAAGGGAGGAUCCAUUCUAGCAGAGGCUGCUGUGAUCAGAGAAAGGGAGAAGAGAUGCCACAGUAAACAGUUCUCGGUUCACCCAAGACAUUUAUCUACAGAACGGGUGGGGACUCUUACCUGGCAUGGCACUCCUGCUCCAGCUGCAGCUCAGAGCCUGGCUGUGGACAGCACUGGUCCUCUAUGUGUUUGCUGGAUCCUGGAGGCAGAGAGAUGGGCAACUUCACACGGAGGACCAUGCUGAUGUGAAUGUGUUUCAUAACAAGCUGGAGGAUGCCAACAUCAUGCUAGAGUUGCUCUGGGAAGGACUGGAGAUUGAGGCUAACGAGACAAUCAGGCUGCAGGAUGAGGAACUGGCCUCUCUGCGCUCAGCAAAGCGAUUUCUCCAGAUCUUCCAGCACCAGGUUCCCAAGACAUCAGAAGGGAUCAAGGAGCAGCUGAAACAUCUUUCACAGGCAGAUGCCCCUCUGAGUCUAGUAGAGUUCGAUCAGCUUCUCUUCACCAGCGUUUACUGCGCUUAUCAGAUUCGCUCCAUUCAGGGCCUGGACAAAAAUAUCUGGAUUAGUUUCUUUUCUCAACUAGUUGAUGAAAUCCUCCAUGAUCUCUGCAAGGGAUUCUGCCCUGCAAAUUCCACUCUCCUGGCUUCCUGGCCCUGGAAGGAGAAGCCUUUUUAUUUAACCUCACUGAAAAAGUCAUAUCAUUCCAACCUGGCCAUGAUGAAGAGAGGCACUGAGUAAGGAGACUGACAUGAUGAGAUUCAAUUGCAUUCUUGUUAUUCUGAAUGCUGCCAGUCAUCCCAGAUUAUGCUGGUUACUGUGCAAAAGUGCCACCAUUCUUCCUCUUUUGCUUUCUGUAUUGUACUGGCAACAUUCCAGGCAUUUAUCCAACCAGCUAUUGUCCCAUCUUUAAAUAUGAAACAAGGCCUGGGAUGUCUCCCUAGGAUCUCCAUAGAAAACACACUUCUGAGAUGCACUUCUGCCUUGAUCACUGAUGGCCAUUAGAGAUGUCACAGCACUUUUUCCAGAAGUCCAGGUAUUAGCCUGUAAUGGCUGAAUUCCAUCUCAAGUAAUUCCAUUUUGCCUCCCUAAAUUCCCCAUGGUUGCAGUUGGAUAUAGUAUUUUUCCUUUACUACAGUAACUCACUGUACAGCAUAGCUGUGCUGUUCAUACAGCUGCUGUGUUCCACUUUAUAGGUGGCUACACUGUGCGGUGAUUCAUAUUAAGUUCUGACUCAUUUUAUCUGUCAUCCCAUACCAGGUGCCUGGAACAGUUUCCCAAGUAAUGUGCACCCAUUUCCUUCCAAAAACUCCUGAAAAUGUACUGAUUCCAUGAACCCUUCUGGUAUAGAUAUCAUUCCCCACUUUGUAUUAGUACAGAAUGGGUAUUUGCUUGUCUCUCAUCUACUAAACUUUUGAGGGCAGGGAUCCAGUUAUUUGUUCAGCAGAUUUUACCUCUUCUA